Molecule: messenger RNA, 864 nt
Organism: Acanthosepion pharaonis
Lineage: Eukaryota; Metazoa; Mollusca; Cephalopoda; Sepiida; Sepiidae
Source: the annotation of a GenBank genome assembly
AUGGCUGUUUUCAUCUUCCUUGCUGUCUCCCCACAUUCUUUUACUAUUUCUCUCCUUCAUUUGGUCUCUCUUUAUCUCUCCCUUUUGUUCUUUCUCUCUUUCUGUUUCAUUUGUUCUUCUCUCUCUUUCUUUAGUUCUUUUCUCCCUCGUCUAUCUUUCUUUAGUUCUUUUCUCCCUCGUCUAUCUUUGUUUUGUUCUUUUCUCUCUCCUCUCUUUGUUUUGUUCUUUUCUCUCUCCUCUCUUUGUUUUGCUCUUUUCUCUCUCCUCUCUUUGUUUUGUUCUUUUCUCUCUCCUCUCUUUGUUUUGCUCUUUUCUCUCUCCUCUCUUUGUUUUGUUCUUUUCUCUCUCCUCUCUUUGUUUUGCUCUUUUCUCUCUCCUCUCUUUGUUUUGUUCUUUUCUCUCUCCUCUCUUUGUUUUGCUCUUUUCUCUCUUUACUCUUUCCAAUGUCCUUUUCUCUCUUCCCUUGCUCUCAUUUGUUCUCUUCUCUCUCUUUUGCAUUUGUUCUCUUUUCUCUCUUUUGCAUUUUUCUUUACUCUCUCUUUUUCAUUUGUUCCCUUCUCUCUUUUUCAUUUGUCCCCUUCUCUCUUUUUCAUUUGUCCCCUUCUCUCUUUUUCAUUUGUUCAUUCUUCUCUCUUUUUCAUUUGUUCAUUCUUCUCUUUCAUUUCUUAUUUUCCACUCUCGUUUUCAUUUCUCUCUUUCUCUUCUCUUUCUUUUGUGGAUGUUCUCUCACAUUUGCUGUCUUUUUCUCUUUUCUCCUCUUCUCCAUUUGUCUCGUUUACUAUUUCCCCCUCCUUCAUUGGUAUCUAUCUGUCCAUCUUUCUCUCUCUUUACUUCACCUUUCAUUUUCUUGAUAUACAAACAUGA